Podospora pseudopauciseta is the source of this 1414-nucleotide messenger RNA. It is a transcript of the gene HET-C, whose product is annotated as Glycolipid transfer protein HET-C. The record is from RefSeq and is a predicted model, not a curated record. NCBI's taxonomy places the organism in Eukaryota, Fungi, Ascomycota, Sordariomycetes, Sordariales, Podosporaceae. The transcript is spliced from 3 exons. Gene Ontology annotation, molecular function: lipid transfer activity. Gene Ontology annotation, cellular component: cytoplasm. Gene Ontology annotation, biological process: intermembrane lipid transfer. The coding region runs from base 665 to 1414 and encodes 249 amino acids.
UGGCUUUGUCGGGUGCAUGAACUGUAUAACGUCCCAUCAAGAAACAAGUGCAUCAGUCCUCGGCUUAUGAGCGGCUCUAAAGUGGAGGGGGCCGUCGUUUGGUAGGUAGCCUGGAAAACAGCUGUGGACGGGUGCGCGGCGCCGCCUGGAUGACGUCAUGUUAGGAGGAUGCAAUUGUGAGUGAGUGAGUGCACUUGAGGUGGGAGAGAUGGGACUAGGAAAGUAAUGGCCAUUUUGCCCAGGUUCGAGAACUAUUAUAAGCUUUAUUCAAUAUCGAAGCUGAAAACGAGACGAAUCAGCUGGCAGGAUGGGGUGCUUCCUCAGCUGGCCUGUCCCAGCGAGAAGUGACUGCGCAUCAUUCGACCUUUCCUGCCCAUGACCUUUUCUUUGUGCCCGAGGGCUCUUUGAGGGUUGGAAGAUAGCAGUGCUUGUUUGAUUUGAACCCCGUAUCUCUCCUUUCAAAAACAAGUGCCCAUGCGACGGCAAUGUCCGCAUUUGCCAAGAGAUUGGUCGCAACAUCACACCUUCACCUUCAGACACACGUGAUGGAUACUCACCUUCACCAAGCCAACAGUGAAGCGGCUGCGGGGGCGGGGUAACUCCCUGUCCUGUUAGGGGCGAGGGCGGGGCAGCGGCUAGCGUAGCGGUUAGGGGUCCGUCGGGCAUGUUCCAGCUCCCGUCCAAGGCUCAAUUGACCGCCUCGUGUUCCAUGUUCCUGCACCGAACCCCCAGCUUAUCUCGAGUCGAGUCCAACUUUCAACCAACCUUCACCAUCCAAAACACCACCAUGGCCGCCGCCGCCGUUGUCCAAAUCCCCGCCGGGGCUACCUUCCUUGAGACCUUCAAGAAGUCCUUCGUUGAUGUCCCAAUCGAUGCCGAGAAGGGCAAUGCCAUCUCCACCGCCGAGUUCCUUGAGGCGGCCGAGUCCUUGACCACCAUGUUCGAUGUGCUCGGCUCCAUCGCCUUCUCCCCUGUCAAGAAGGAUAUGUUGGGCAACGUCGAGAAAAUUCGCAAGCGCAUGCUUGCCGCCCCCCUCGAAUCCCAGAACAUCCAGGAUCUUGUGAGGAACGAGCUCAAGACCAAAAGCCAUACCGCGACGGAGGGGUUGCUGUGGCUGGUCAGGGGUCUCGAAUUCACAUGCAUUGCUCUUAGCAUGAACAUCGGCUCUACAGAGGAGCUCGCCGACUCCUUCGGCCGGUCUUACAGUGCGACUCUCAUGCGACACCACAGCUUCCUGGUGAAGCCCAUCUUCAGCGCCGCCAUGAGAGCGUGCCCAUACCGCAAGGACUUCUACGCCAAGCUUGGUGACGACGAGCAAAAGGUUCAAGAGGAGCUUCGCAAAUACCUUGCUGCUCUCGACAAGAUCGUCAACAUUCUCAAGGGAUUCUUGGAGAGCAAGGAGGCCAAGUGGUAA